AUGAUCCGAUCAUUUCAGGUAAAAGCGUCACGCCCCCUCAGGCGCGUUGCCCCGCAACGCGUCCGUAUACUGGUAAUUGAUUUUUCAAUACGCGAAACCCUCCCAAGAAUCGUCUACAAACCCCGGCACCGUUCAUCAGCUAUCGCGACCACCACUGCUGCCGCACAACGCAUGAUGCAAGAGCCUCCCGUGGGCGGUUCUGCUGGUUCGAGUCUCGGACAGUUCUCGCUUUCCCCGUUAUCCUUUUCGGGGAGCCAGAGCUCCCCGUCGUCGGCGAAAAAACAGAAGACCUUUCAUACACCGGGCUCGGCUAAUCCGAAACAAACGCUGUUGAAGCCGCAUCAGUCAUUACUCAACACGUUGAAGAAGUCGCAAAGCCCUUUUUCCCCCCAAGGCGCCAGAGGGAAAACAGGGAAAAAUGGUUCUAUAUUGAAUUUCUUUAAACCGGCGUCGGAAGGAAAGGAUGCGGGCGGUGGUAAUGGAUUAAAUGGAAAAGAACCCGUGGAAGUUGGUGCAAAAAACGACAGUUUAUUCAUCAAACAUGGAGGAUACAACUUGGAUGUCUCUGACCCGGAAGAUGAGGGCGGGGAUGAUAGUUGGUCUCCGGAAUCUAAAAUUGUUAGUAGGCCGGACUUUAUAGACGAGCUCUCGGAGGUUGAGAAGGACUCCCCCACAGGGUUGGGGGCUCAGGAGGUUUUGGGAGAUCAAGAAUCGAAUCCGGACGGCACUCUCGAACUUGAAGAAGGUGUUGUCUUCAAGGAAGGGACCGGAACUAAGGAAUGCACACCACCUCCACCGUCAUUACAAGGUCGGACCCCAGUCCAUGCUACCCUACCGGAGACACCGCCACCAAAGCCUAACAUCUCUGCAGACAUGGUCUUUGGCCCAGGAGGUUUGAAACUGGAUCCGGGUCGCUCAAUGCUGUUUAGUAGAAAGGGCUCUACACCAAGUCCCUUUCGUGGGCUCAGAAAACGACCUUGGGCAGAUGUUAAUGACUUAGAUGCACCAGAUGAUAGGUCUUAUGUGAAGAGCGCUGAUGAUCUAGCCUGGAAAUUAACGCUAGAAAAAGCUAUAGCUGAGGAAAAGGCUUCGUAUGUGCCAGAGGACAAGAGGGGUCAGUUUAUUAAGGAACCGUCCACUGAAAUCGGUGGGUUCCCGCCGAAUGGAUCGCAAAUAGGCAAUAGUGUCUUGGUUGACGAUUUCGAGAAUAUCGAGGACUUUGAAGAGGUGGGGUUUGAAGAAAACGAGGACAGACAUCUUUUCGAUCCAAUCUCUGGGGCAAUCGAACAGGGCUUUCAGGACUUGGAUGAUCUUUCUCCUGAGGAAAUUCAAAUGAUCAUGGAGCCAGAUAGGACUGGAAGCCGGGAUAUAUCGCGGGAUGAGGAAAUACUACAUUGUCCAAUGUGUGCCGCUGAAAUUUCACAUUUAUCAGAGAGAGACGCAAAUGCUCACGUCAAUGGCUGUUUAGAUGGCAAGCCAGUACCCCUACCAUUUCCCAAGCCCAGCGUACGUUCUCCAGUAGUAUCUCCGUUCUUCUCUAAAGGCCCUGCACACAUAUCGAAAAUUCCAGAGUCACCCUCAGCAUUCACAAAAAUAAUGUCUCGAAACAUCGAGUCACAGGCAUGGGCGUCUGCUGCCAAGUCUGAGAUGGAGCCGCGUGGGAAAUGGGGAGCGCAGAAAACAUGCCCGUUUUUUAAGAUGCUAUUUGGAGGGUCAAUAACCGUGGAUGCGUUCAAGUAUGGCAGCAUUCCUGGGUGUCAGGCAUACUUUCUUAGCCACUUCCACAGUGACCAUUAUGUUGGUCUGACUUCUAAAUGGGACCACGGCCCUAUAUGGUGUUCCCGUGCUACAGCCAACCUUGUGCGCAUGAAGUUGAGAGUCGAUCCUAAGUACGUGCAGGAAUUCCCAUUUGAAGAGUGGACGGAUGUGGUUGAUGGGAUUCGUGUGAGAGGGUUGGAUGCGAACCAUUGUCCGGGAAGCAUGCUAUUCUUAUUCGAGCAAGACUGUGUCGGAAGGCUGGGCAAGCAGAGAAUUCUCCAUUGCGGCGAUUUCAGAGCUUCGGCAAAGCAUCUGAAUCAUCCUCUGUUGAGACCGGGAAAAGACGGCGUUAAGGGACAAAAACUGGAUUCGGUAUACCUGGACACCACAUACCUUAAUCCGAAAUAUGCAUUCCCUAGUCAAAAGAGUGUUAUCAAAGCUUGCGAGGAGCUUUGUGUGGGACUUAAUAAAGAAUCAAUUGAUGGUCAAGGAGGGACGUUCGCGAAAACAGCAACUCUGAUGAAUAGGAUGGGAAAAUUCGGAAGCUCCUCGUUGUUGUGGGGACCUAUAGUAUCGGAAAAGAGAAAGUCUGAAUUGCAAAAGCUCUUUGCUCCAAAAUCUUCGCACCACAAGAUAAGAUCAAAAUUUGCCAGUGUCCACAUGACACCGCUAAUGAAAAUUAACCCCGAGACUCUGCGAGACUACCUCAACAAGUUCAACCCACAUUUUUCCCGCAUAGUCGGCCUUCGCCCCUCCGGCUGGAGCUACCGACCGCCAUCAAACCGCCUUACAGACUCUCCCUCCGUAAACAAUGUCCUUCACUCUGCCAGUUGGAAGGGGGAGUACCGGCUCUCAGAAUUGCUCCCUCAGCACGGAAGUACUAGAGAGUCAAAAUGUUAUUCAGUGCCAUACAGCGAGCAUAGCAGUUUCCGAGAGCUGACCAUGUUCUGCUGUGCGCUAAAUAUUAGGAAAAUUAUUCCUACUGUCAAUAUUGGCAGUGAAGCAAGCAGAGAUAAGAUGAACAGGUGGUUUGAAAGGUGGGAGGCUGAGAAGAGGAGAAGUGGGCUUUUUAAGAUAGAGGACGAGGAGUUUUAA
Messenger RNA from Tuber melanosporum (Perigord truffle), 2853 nucleotides. RefSeq lists its product as uncharacterized. Gene Ontology annotation, molecular function: 5'-3' DNA exonuclease activity; damaged DNA binding. The transcript is spliced from 7 exons. The record is from RefSeq and is a predicted model, not a curated record. NCBI's taxonomy places the organism in Eukaryota, Fungi, Ascomycota, Pezizomycetes, Pezizales, Tuberaceae. Bases 1 to 2853 code for a protein of 950 amino acids. Gene Ontology annotation, biological process: protection from non-homologous end joining at telomere; interstrand cross-link repair; double-strand break repair via nonhomologous end joining.